Messenger RNA from Rotaria sp. Silwood1, 3686 nucleotides. Lineage: Eukaryota; Metazoa; Rotifera; Eurotatoria; Philodinida; Philodinidae. The record is from the annotation of a GenBank genome assembly.
GUCAACGGUUGCAAUGUGCACUGCUGCAGAUUCUCCACAUAUGAUUCGAUAUUGUAUGCCGUGACGUAUUUUAAAUUUUUCGAGCCAGCCAUUACUAGCCUUGAACUCAUCAGCAUCUGUUCCAUCUAGUUGUUGACGAAUUGGCCGAGCUUGUUCCUAUAUGAGUGGACCUGAAAUAGGAAUGUUCUUACUACGUUGAAUGACGAACCUUUCGUAAACUUUUUGAUCGAGCUGUUGAUUAAAUUCAUCUCGAAAGUUGCGUUUCUUGGUUGAUUUCUCAUUUUGUUCGUAACUUUCUAUGUAUUCUGCCUUGCGUUGGAUAAUAUUUGAUACGCUACCAAUCGAGAUUUUGUACCUCUCAGCAAGUGUACGAUAUGAAGCGUUCUCUUCAUUUUCACGAAUUAACUGCACUUUUUCAGAUAAAGUUAAUGUGUGUUUUGUCGCCAUUUUACAAUCGAAGAUAGAAAUGUAACGGGUGAAACCUAAGUUCCUGCACAAAUGUCGGUUCAUUUUUAAUUGGCUAAAGCAUGUGUGAAUAAAUUCGAAAGUACUUUUAUAGAAUCUACGUCGAAAGCUCUUUCUAACUGUAUGCUCAAAAAAGUUCUUGUACUUUUUAUCUUUCCGUAGGGAGCACAUCUUUAAAUAGUGCUAAAAUGAGGCUUGUAAAAGAAAACGAAUACCAAAAAAAGUACCAAGCCCACGGUAUUUUGCUACUUGUUUCGGUUCAUUUUGAGAGAUGUUGUUUACCUUUUUUUUAUUAGACUACCGUCUCUAUUCUCAACAAAUCAUGUGGGAAAUACUAUGGAAUUCUUUUUGAAAUAAUAUUGAGACAACUCACCGUCGAAUCUCUAGCCAUUAUCAGACUGAUGUUGCUACUACUUUUUGCUGUUCAACUUUGUCAUUUCUAAUCAUUGGCUCAGACAUACUCAUAGAGCGAGUAUCUCGAGCCAAUUAUAGCCAUCAUUUCAACUAGUUUUAUCGAAAAUGGCGCUAUUCGAGUUUCGAAAAAUUAUAUUGGCUCAUCAUCGUUUUCAUAUUCAGAUUUGACGUGGUUUCUUACACCGUUAUCUGUUAAAUUGUCGAUCACACUAUCUAACGUAUUACUGUAUGGUUUUCUAUUAAGUUUGUAGCGAAUUGAACGACGCAUUUAACCGACGAAAUAGCAGCACCAUACUAACGAUGGCUUUGGACAAUAUAAAAAAAUAUUGAAAGACUCAUUUUUUCCGUGCCCACUACUUUGAGCUGUUUUUAUAGACCAUGUUUGAGUUCUAUUUAAAGAUGUGCUCUCUGCUAAAAAACAAGACAUGAUAAAAAUUUUCUGGCCAUACAUUUAGAAAGAGCUUUCGACGAUGAUUCUGCACAAAUGCUUUCGAGUUUAUCCAGACAUGUUUUAGUCGACGAAAAGUAGACCAACAUUUGUGCAGGAACUUUUACAUCACCCGUUACGUUAUUCUCUCACACAGAAUCGAUUAACUCAUCGCUGAGGGUGUGGGUGUGGGUGGAUGUGAGGGUGGGGUGUGGGUGUGAGAGUGAGGGGUGUGGGUGGGUGUGGGUGGUGUGGGUGUGGGGUGUGGGGUGUGGGUGUGGUGUGGGUGUGGGUGUGGGUGUAGAUGUGGGUGUGGUUGUAGGAGUUACUCUCUCCUUCAUUCAUACCUACACCCACAUCCACCCACACCCAACCCACACCCACAUCCUCUUAAAGAUCGUUGUACCUUUGAUCAUCAGCUUGCAGUAUUCUAUCACUUUUUCAAAAUAGUCACCUUCCAAAAACACUUGAGAAACGCUCAUUGAGUAAUCUCUUAAAAACUAUAAUUCUUAAAUAUAUCAAGGCUCUGAAACAUGGUUUACACAAGAACGAAAACCGUGUCUCAAUAUCUUUUCGCAUUCGCGAGUUAUUUGAAAAUGAAGAAAAUUUAGGAAAAGAUGUUCUAAAAUCGGGAUGAAAAUACUAAGCUAAGAGGGUAAAUCAUAGAAUUUGGAAUGUUGGUAUAUUCGUUCUACGUGUUAAAAUGUAAACAUCAUUCCCUUCAAGAUACAAAAAUAAAGAAUCACCAAAACGCAUUUGUAAAUUAAAUCUAAAUUUAGUUUUUCAUAUCAAAUUGAUGGCUCAGUUUAAUAUUAUAUAGAUCAAAAUGACCGAAAAUAAACAGACGUUAAUUUAUUAAAAUUCCUUGAAAACAGAGAAUUAAAUCAGGCAAACUGAGUUAUGAAUUAAUAACGAUAGAUGAAAACAUAAAUAAUUGGUUCAAGUCUUAAAAAAAAUAUCUUAUUUAUCUUUAUUUCCUAACACCACAUAAAUAUUCUAUAUUGCUGAAAACAAAUUAAUUCAAACAAUUUUUGCUGUGCUAAGAGAAAGAUAUUAAAUCAUAAUUUGACGUGUACUCAAAAUUGAUUUAGAAAACAAAAAGAAUAUCGUUUUCGCAUUUUCUUUCAUAUACAGAGACGAGUAGUCUAUUUUUGUCGAGCUAAAUAUUGUAUAAAAGAAUUAUGAACAUUAAUACACUUUAUCUCAUUUUAUUAACCAUAUAUUGAAGUUAUUAAUGUUAAUUAAAUCAUAUCAUCUUACAUUGUGAAUAUUUUUGAUAAAAGUUUUACAAUAAGUAUAAUGAUUCAAAGCUGAAUACAUAAAUGCUUCUAUAAUUGACUGUUAUCGAGCGCCCCCUCUCUAUUUAUUAUCCACGAAAAAGGCUGUGUCAACUCUAUCCAAUGGCGAUUUUGUGUGUGUACGUCAAAGUGUGUGUAGCUUAUCUCAACCCUUCAAGAAAUCAAGAGAGAGGAACAUAUCGGAAUGUUGAUUUUGUUCUUUUUUUUGAAGAAAAAAAAUAGCAACAAAUAUUAGCCAUUGUCCACAUGUAGCUACAAUUGGAUUGAUAUCAAGAGAAGAUAAUCUCAAUGCUAUACAAGUUUGUAUUGUUGUUGCUUUUUUUAAAAUAAAAUAUUUAAAGAAUGAACAGAUACAUUGUAGUCUGAGAAAUGUGAUUGUAUUGAACCUCAUUUAUGGUUAUGUUUAACAGAAAGUUGUUGAUUUGUUGGUUGCGGUUUAGGAAAAGAAAAAAAAUGAUCAUGGUACUGAUCAUGAAAUAGAAAAAGCACAUCUACUUCAACUUCAUUCAACAACAAAAUGUAUUUGGUGUUAUGUUUGUAAUCAAGAAAUUCGUUUAAAUAAGAAUCCACCAUUUGAAUUAACAUUUUUGGAUCGUUCAAUAUUUCAAUCAAAAUCUCCUAAAUUAAUAAAUAAUAUAAAUCAAUCAAUAAAUAAUUCCGUUCAAGUAAAUGUUGUUAAUGUAAUUCAAGAAAAUUCUUUAAAUCAAUCAAUUAUUCGUCGAAAUCAAUCUGAUACAUGUUUUGAAUCAACACUUUUUGAAUUUGAACAUUCUGAUCCAACAGAUUUUACUCGAGGUAUAUCAGGUUUACAUAAUUUAGGUAAUAUAUGUUAUAUGAAUUCAGCUUUACAAGUACUUUCGAAUUGUGUUCCAUUAACAAGUUAUUUUCUUGAUUGUAUUCCAUUUAUUGAAACAAAUACAAAUCGUCGUAUAAAUGGUGAUAUAUCAAAUAUUAAAUCAAAUGGAAGAUUAGUUACAGCUUAUUUUAAAUUUAUACAAUCAAUGUGUCAUGUUAUUAAUCCAACUUCAAUAGCAGCAGAAAUUCGUUCAAUUAAUCGAUCAUUUCGUUCUUAUACUCAAUAA